This is a messenger RNA of Dendroctonus ponderosae (mountain pine beetle), 1067 nucleotides long. It is a transcript of the gene MED19, whose product is annotated as mediator of RNA polymerase II transcription subunit 19. Gene Ontology annotation, cellular component: mediator complex. NCBI's taxonomy places the organism in Eukaryota, Metazoa, Arthropoda, Insecta, Coleoptera, Curculionidae. The coding region runs from base 259 to 969 and encodes 236 amino acids. The record is from RefSeq and is a predicted model, not a curated record. The transcript is spliced from 4 exons. Gene Ontology annotation, molecular function: transcription coregulator activity; transcription factor binding. Gene Ontology annotation, biological process: positive regulation of transcription by RNA polymerase II.
UUUGGGGGUCCCAGAGCGUCACGCGAGCCCCGCCCGAGGAAACCGCCACAAGAUCAUUCAAAGAGGGUUUUGUCGUCUAAACUAGUGAUAAAUUCCUAGGUUUUUUGCACCCCACCAAGGGCGUGCCGCAAGCGGCGGCAACAGCCCGUUCAGUUCCGCGCUGUCAGGAUGUCAUCGUCGCUGUCACAAACAUUGUCAGACGCGAAGCACAAAGCUAGAUUUCGGUCGAUUGUGUAGUGAAAACGAUGAGGGUGUAAGAUGAUGGGCGAUCAGUUCCGCAAAGUAGAGCAAUAUUCGCCGAAAUCGUCGCCCAGGGGCGCCCGCUCCCCGGUUGUUUCUCGCCAAGACUCGUCCGGAACCCUCAAAACGACCAUCCUACUAGGAAAGAACCCCUCCAUAGUCCCCAGCGGGCCGUUCUACCUGCUCAAAGAGCCGCCAGGCGAAAGCGAAAUCACUGGCGCGACCAACUUGAUGACCUACUAUGGCCUGGAGCACUCGUACAGUAAGUUCAGCGGCAAGAAGCUCAAGGAGCAGCUGUCGUCGUUCCUGCCCACCCUGCCCGGGGUUAUCGACCUGCCAGGCCAGUCGGACAACAGCUCGCUGCGCAGCGUGAUCGAGAAGCCCCCGGUCGGGGGCAAAGACCUGCUGCUGCUCAGCAGCGCGCAGCUCGAAGGCUUCCGGCUGCACCCCGGCCCGUUGCCCGAGCAGUAUCGCUACACCACGUCCACACCGCUGAAGAAACGGAAGAGCAAACACAAGAAGCACAAGCACAAAGACGGGGGGCCCCCGUCGGCUGAGACCGCGGUGACGGACGCCGCCGGCGACACCCACGAGAAGAAGCACAAGAAACAGAAACGGCACGACGAGGACAAGGAGCGGAAGAAGCGGAAAAAGGAGAAGAAGCGCAAGAAGCAGAAACACAGCCCGGAGCACAGCGGGGGGCUGACGCCCAGCCAGCACUCCAGCUAGGGCCCCGGGCACUCAAAGACUGCGUUCAGUGUUGCCCGAUUUAAUUCCCCAUCCGGCCCCCAUCUUGUACAUAGACUGCAUAAAUACCUGUUACACAC